Messenger RNA from Pisolithus orientalis, 1831 nucleotides. RefSeq lists its product as uncharacterized. The transcript is spliced from 2 exons. Gene Ontology annotation, biological process: regulation of transcription by RNA polymerase II. Bases 115 to 1779 code for a protein of 554 amino acids. Gene Ontology annotation, molecular function: DNA-binding transcription factor activity; RNA polymerase II cis-regulatory region sequence-specific DNA binding. Lineage: Eukaryota; Fungi; Basidiomycota; Agaricomycetes; Boletales; Pisolithaceae. The record is from RefSeq and is a predicted model, not a curated record.
CCCUAACAUGUCUCAAUCAGUAAACCCCCGCUUGUCAGUUCCACGGCCAGCCAUUUCGCAUCUGUCGUUCUUUGCGCACGUCUCUAUUACUCUAUUAUUCAGGAUUAAUUCAGCAUGAAACGAUACCGGAACACAAUCUCUCCGAAUAUAUCAUCCGACUGCACGACUACCAACUUCAAGCCUCGAAAUGCCCGUGCGACGCCGGCGUUGCACCAUCCUCCUACAGAAACAUCAACUCUACAUUUUAAGUAUCUGAACACUAUACAAGAUUAUACCGACGCCCUCCAUCCUAUCUCAGGUCUCGGAAUCAGCUACACCACAGACACCACUUCGGUCAAGGGAGACUCGAGAGGGCGAAGGGACCCAUGUCAGCAACUGGUCAAUCCAAUGCAGGUCGGCGGAAAAGGCGUGCUGGGCUUUUCUCCGGUGCUUCCAUCGACCCAGGGCAUGGAUUCCCCCCCAGUGGAUCUCCCCUCGACCAUGGCCUUUACAUUCUCGUCACCGCUUCCUUCAAUCAUGAAUUACGCAGCGAACCAUCCUUUAACCUCUGCUAUGCCUUGCAGUUCAAGAUUCAAAUUUGACGCGCCGAUAGACCUCUUUGACGACGUCAGGCAUAUCUCCGCCAUCCCCAUCGGACUCGUAGCUGAUGUAAACAUGCACGAUUUCUACUUGUCUGUUGUUCCUCCUCUCGCAACAGUAAAUCCUGUCGAUACGCUUCGGUCGUCACCGUACCCCGAGUGGCUCAAUCAAACCCCCCUGCUUCCCACGAAGACCGCGGCUGACCAAAUCACGGAAAGUCCUACAUUUGAUUUUCCGUCGUCGACAACCUUCGAUGUCCUCAGGAACUCGAUCACGCGGUCGGCUUCUGAGGUAGUCAGACCAAUCAUCGGUAUCCCACCCACCCUGCAGGAGUUUCCGUCGUCGACAACCCUCAAUGUCCUCGAGCACUCAAUCACGCGGUCGACUUCCGAAGAAGUCAAACCAGUCAUCUGUAUCCCAGCCACCCUGCAGGAGCUUUCAUCGACUUCCGAAGAAGACAAACCAAUCAUCCCCACCCAACGGGAGUUUCCGUCGUCGACAACUUUUAAUCUCCUUAAGCACUCAAUUACGCCCUCGGCUUCUGAGGAAGACAAAUUAAUCAAUUGUAGUCCGUCCACCCCACAGGAGCCGAUCAGGGAGUCCCAACAGCCGUCGCCGAAAUCGGAUGUUGGUUAUUUGCAUCAUGAUCAUACGUAUAUUUUCCCUGAACCUCCAGCCUUGGGGAAUCAUGACGAUCAUGCUCGUGUUUCUUCCCCGGAUGAAAUGCAUUUCUCUCCCGUCCUAAACGCACACCAUGGGGUCGAAUUGCGCGAACUUAAGAGAAGAGCCGAGCAAUAUCGCCUAAAUAAUCCCGGCCAAGAUCUUACCCGGUCGUGGCUUGCCCACUUUGCUGGACAGUUGUCACAGCGAGGCGAGCUACUGGACGACUAUCGGUGUUAUGUUGUCGGGUGCGAGCAACGGAAUAAGCGCAAAGAUCAUAUAUUGGUUCAUGUCGGGGCUCACGUAGACCAACGACCGUUCGCGUGCUCCGUGUGUUCGGAUCGUUUUUUACGCAAGAAUGAAUGUAAACGACACGAAGCCAGUCACGGCGGAUACCGUCCGUAUAGUUGCGAUGUCUGUGGACGGCGAUUUUCUCGGAAAGAUCUCGUGAAGAAGCAUUUGAAGAGAGUGCACUGGAUCUGGGAUGACAUGUUUUCUGAAAUGCGAAUGGAAAAGAGGGUCAAACUGGAUAUCGACUAGUUACUAGUACCGUAAAUAUGCCGGAAUGCUAAUAGGGGUGGUGUCGUGACGG